Eublepharis macularius is the source of this 1211-nucleotide messenger RNA. Its product is annotated as proto-oncogene Mas-like. Gene Ontology annotation, cellular component: membrane. The coding region runs from base 174 to 1112 and encodes 312 amino acids. The record is from RefSeq and is a predicted model, not a curated record. Gene Ontology annotation, biological process: G protein-coupled receptor signaling pathway. NCBI's taxonomy places the organism in Eukaryota, Metazoa, Chordata, Lepidosauria, Squamata, Eublepharidae. The transcript has 2 exons. Gene Ontology annotation, molecular function: G protein-coupled receptor activity.
CAGAGUUUGAGGAGAUGCAUCAUUUUUCCUUUUGACUUCUGAGGAUUCCUGCAAAUAUUUCCCUCUCUUGCCAUCCUGGCAGACAAUACUGGAACAGUUUUGCAUUCUACUCUCCGCAACCAGACUCUUUGCCCCGGGAGCGCAGACGUCUCCACCUAAAGCCCAAACUGAGCAUGAGAGAAGGCUUCAAUCUUAAAAACUUAUUCUUCAGCCAUGAUGAAAAAGAUUUAGCUGAAUACAGUUUCAUUGGAGAAGAAAUUUCCCUCUCCAUCUUCAAUAUUUUCAUUUCCCUUAUUGGACUGGUGGGGAAUGGGAAUGUCAUCUGGCUUCUUGGCUUCCAUAUCAAAAGAAAACCUUUGGCCACCUACAUCCUGAACUUGGCUGUGGCUGACUUUGGAUCCCUUCUAUUUCUACUUCUCUUAAACAUAUUAAUGAACCUACCCUAUAUUAACAAAUAUUUCCUGCCUCCCCCAAUUGUUUAUCAGAUUUUGUUGAGCCUCUCUCAACUGAUGUAUAGCAGUUCUCAAUUUCUCCUGACAGCCAUUAGCAUUGACAGAUGUGUGUCUGUCCUCUUCCCAAAUAGGUAUCAACAUCAUCGGUCACCAGUGUUGUCCACCAGUGUGUGCGUCCUCAUGUGGGCUCUCACUUUUGUGCUCAGUAGCGGGCCCUUAAUUCUAGAAUUUGCUGGUUUGGCAUAUUAUAAUGACCCUGUAAUUGAUUGGGUUUAUCUUGUGAGUACUUCAAUUUGCAUCUCCCUCAUGACCAUCUCUGCUCUGAUUCUGCUCAUCAAAGUCUGCUUUCGGUCACACCGGUGCCAGUGUGGGAAUCUUUUGAAAGUGAUCUUGCUCAUGCUUCUCUCCUUCAUCCUCCUUACUUUUGUGACAUGUGCCUAUGCUUAUGCCCGUCUCAUCACAAAUCAAUUCACCCCAAUGUCAUAUUUUAUCUUAGGGAUCACCCUAAGGAGUGAUAUAAAUCCAUUGAUUUAUUUCUUGGUGGGGAGACAGAAUGGUGGUAAAUUUCAGGAGAGAAUGAAGGUUAUCCUCCAAAGAGUUUUCAAAGAGGACAGAGACACCGGAGCGGAACUACAACCCCGCAUUGAAACACCAUUGUGAUGCCCUCAUUAGAAGUUCUAUGCUGUAGAUUACAGAUACAACCAUGAUUUGCCUUUCAAGAUGCAGAAGACCGAUUAAUAAAGUUUUGCCAUUUCCUUG